AUGCGGAGAAAUCGAAACACUCAAUAUGACAUGUACACUGAUGAUUACAAUCAUGCAAAGUUGUACAUUUGGAAUGCAUUCCUGAAGCUGAUUCUACUUUCAGCAUCUCAUUCGGGUGUGGUUCUCUCUUUCACUGAUCCCCAUGAUGCUGCUGUUCUCAUGUCAGUGAAACAACAGUGGGGAAACACACCACCAAGUUGGAAUGUUUCUGUUGAUCCUUGUGAAGGUUGGGAGGGAGUCGCCUGCGACAGCUCAUCACGAGUGGUUACGUUGAGCCUAUCUAGUAUGAAUUUUACAGGAACUCUUACUGAUGACAUCUCGGGACUCACUGAACUAACAUCCUUGAUCCUAACUGGAUGCCGCUUCAGGGGUGAGAUACCAAAUGAAUUGGGGACUCUUGUGAACUUAUCCUUCCUAGCGCUGAAUGAAAACAGCUUCAGUGGUGAAAUACCAGCUUCUUUAGGCAGUCUCUCGAAUCUAUAUUGGCUUGACUUGUCUGAUAAUCUGUUGUCCGGAGCUAUUCCUGUUUCGACAUCAACAACUCCAGGACUUGAUCUUCUUGUGAAGGCAAAACAUAUACAUUUAGGUAGAAAUAAUCUCUCUGGUACAACUCCUCCUCAACAUCUCAGCUCAGACAUGGUCCUGACACACUUGUUGUUGAAUGGAAAUAGACUAACUGGAGAAAUUCCAGCCUCAUUAGGAAAUAUUCAGACUCUGCAGGUGCUGGACUCUAAUGCUCUUGUUGGUGAAAUUCCAGAUCUAAACAGCCUCAUCAACCUAAACACACUGAUUUUAGGAAGCAAUUUGUUUUCUGGACCUUUACCGGACUUAAGUGGAAUGAAUGACCUCAAUUAUGUGGACUUGAGUGGAAAUGCUUUUCAACCAUCACAAGCUCCAGCUUGGUUCUCAACCUUAAAUUCACUGAACACUUUGUAUCUCAAGAACAAUUCGUUUAAUGGUACCUUAGACUUCGGUGACAACAUCAGCCAACAACUUCAAAGUGUUGAUUUGCAGAAUAGUGGGAUAACUUCUCUAGUUUUAAAUUCUGGAUACAACAAAUCUUUACUUUUGAGGGGCAACCCCAUAUGCCAAACUUCACAAAAUGUUACCGCUCGCUGGAAGAGCUAUACCGAGGCGAUGGCAAGCAACCGCGCCGCAAUCUCGGCCAACGGCGGUGGCGCCGGCGCCGCCGUGGACAAAGGUGUGGACUUUGCCAACUACUUCUGCACCUACGCCUAUUUGUACCACCAGAAAGAGAUGCUCUCCGACCGCGUUCGUAUGGACGCUUAUUUCAAUGCUGUUUUUAGGAACAAGCAUCACUUCCAGGGAAAGGCUGUUCUUGACGUAGGAACCGGGAGUGGCAUUUUGGCUAUAUGGUCGGCUCAAGCAGGUGCCAGGAAAGUUUAUGCUGUGGAAGCUACGAAGAUGGCUGAACAUGCCCGGGCACUUGUAAAGGCAAAUAAUCUUGAGGGUAUAGUUGAAGUGAUCGAAGGAUCUAUAGAGGAUAUUACACUACCAGAAAAAGUUGAUGUAAUCAUCUCGGAGUGGAUGGGAUACUUCCUUCUACGUGAAUCGAUGUUUGAUUCAGUAAUAUGUGCCCGUGACCGUUGGCUGAAGCCUGGUGGGCUUAUGUAUCCCAGCCAUGCUCGCAUGUGGGUGGCUCCUAUCAGGUCUAGAGUAGUGGAUCAGAAAAAGGAUGAUUAUGACCGAACCAUGGAGGACUGGUACAACUUUGUUGACGAGACCAAAGCCUCUUAUGGUGUUGACAUGAAUAUAUUUACAAAGCCUUUCAAAGAUGAACAGAGAAAAUACUACUUACAGACAUCCCUCUGGAACAACCUUCAUCCAGAACAAGUUAUUGGAGAUGCUGGAAUCAUUAAGGACAUAGAUUGCUCAACGGCAACAAUAGAUGAUAUCCGUAGUGUUCGUUCAAGCAUCUCUUCUUCGAUCACUGAAAAUAAUAGGUUCUGUGCAUAUGCUGGAUGGUUUGAUGUCCAUUUCCGAGGAAAUAAGCAGAAUCCUGCACGAGAGGAAAUCGAACUGACCACUGCGCCAAGUGAAGAGCAUGGCACCCACUGGGGCCAGCAGGUUUUCCUCAUACAUCCUCCUCUCAAUGUUGAGAAAGGAGACGCAUUAAUAAUUGAUGUGUCUAUGGAUCGCUCUCAAGAAAACCAUCGACUCAUGGAGGUCGAAUUUGGUUGUGAGAUUAGGCAUUGUUCUGGGAAGCUGCGUCCACCUUUGAAACACAAAUUCUAUAUAGAAUGA
This is a messenger RNA of Oldenlandia corymbosa var. corymbosa, 2265 nucleotides long. NCBI's taxonomy places the organism in Eukaryota, Viridiplantae, Streptophyta, Magnoliopsida, Gentianales, Rubiaceae. The record is from the annotation of a GenBank genome assembly.